UCUGAACUGGAUGCGGUGGUCACGAGCCCCCAGGCCCAAGAGGUGGCUCAACUGUCGCCCAGCUUCCCUCCUCCGACCCUGUGAGCUGUUGACCACGAUGGGAAAUGAAGCCAGUUACCCACAGGAGAUGUGCUCCCCCUUCGACCAAGAUGAAAUUAAAAGGCUGGGCAAGAGUUUCAAGAAGCUGGACUUGGACAAAUCCGGCACUUUGAGCGUGGAGGAGUUCAUGUGCCUGCCUGAGCUACAGCACAACCCGUUGGUAAAGCGAGUGAUCGACAUCUUCGACACGGACGGCAAUGAAGAAGUGGACUUCAAGGAGUUCAUCACCGGUAUCUCCCAGUUCAGCGUCAGAGGCAACGAGGAGCAGAAGCUGAGGUUCGCCUUCCGGAUCUACGACAUCGAUAAAGAUGGCUACAUUUCCAACGGGGAGCUCUUCCGAGUGCUGAAGAUGAUGGUUGGAGAGAACCUCAGUAACUGGCAGCUGCAGCAACUGGUGGACAAAACGAUCAUCGUUAUGGAUAAGGACGGUGACAGGAGACUAUCCUUCCAGGAAUUCAGUGCUCUGGUCAGACACCUGGAGUUCCACAAGAAGUUGGUACUGACUGUGUGAGCCCUUUUUGUAACAGCAUCAGCCAACAACUUUUUCUUUCUUUCCUCUUUCUUUCAUCUUUACUGAAGGCGUCCAGCAGCUGCUUCUCCACUACCUAGAAUUGCUUCUCUUUUCCAAGCUUUGUCACCAAUGCAAUGUUAGUAAUUGUUCUCGCCUUGACUCAGGGAAUCGCCCUGAGUAGGAGAGGAGCAAGAUAAAGGAGCUUGGUGGAGAAAGAAAAGAAAUUGCUUAACAAAUAUUUUUGUUUGUUUUGAUUUAACUAUAAAAGGUCAAGAACUUGAAAAGCUCAAAAAUAAGAAAAUAUACGUCUUUGGUUUUCUUUCUCAUGGUGUUGCAGGUGGGAGGAAAUUAUACAACUUGUAUUGGG
Heterocephalus glaber (naked mole-rat) is the source of this 977-nucleotide messenger RNA. RefSeq names its product protein phosphatase 3 regulatory subunit B, beta (gene Ppp3r2). NCBI's taxonomy places the organism in Eukaryota, Metazoa, Chordata, Mammalia, Rodentia, Bathyergidae. The record is from RefSeq and is a predicted model, not a curated record. Gene Ontology annotation, molecular function: calcium ion binding.